Triticum dicoccoides is the source of this 586-nucleotide messenger RNA. Its product is annotated as vacuolar-processing enzyme beta-isozyme 1-like. The transcript is spliced from 4 exons. The coding region runs from base 53 to 586 and encodes 177 amino acids. Lineage: Eukaryota; Viridiplantae; Streptophyta; Magnoliopsida; Poales; Poaceae. Gene Ontology annotation, molecular function: cysteine-type endopeptidase activity. The record is from RefSeq and is a predicted model, not a curated record. Gene Ontology annotation, biological process: vacuolar protein processing.
CAGGCCGAUGUGUGCCACGCGUACCAGAUCCUAAAGAAGGGAGGCCUCAAGGAUGAGAACAUUGUGGUGUUUAUGUACGAUGACAUCGCCGACAACCCUGACAACCCAAGGCGUGGAGUCGUCAUCAACCAUCCUAAAGGACUACACUGGCGAGCAGGUCACUGCUAAGAACUUGUACGCGGUUCUCUUGGGGAACAAAACCGCGGUUACUGGAGGGAGUAGGAAGGUGAUAAACAGCAAACCAAAUGAUCACAUCUUUAUCUACUACACGGAUCAUGGGUCUCCUGGUUCACUUGGCAUGCCCAACGGACCAAAUGUUUAUGCUGACGACUUCAUCAAAGUGUUGCGGCAAAAGCAUGCUUCCAAAAGCUAUUCGAAAAUGAUCAUAUAUGUUGAAGCGUGUGAAAGUGGCAGCAUCUUUGAGGGUUUGUUGCCACAAGAUCUUAAUAUUUAUGUUACAACGGCAGCAAAUGCGGUAGAAAGUAGCUGGGCAGCAUACUGCCCUGGGAUGGAAAUGCCACCUCCACCUGAAUAUGAUACAUGUUUAGGUGACUUAUACAGUGUUUCUUGGAUGGAGGACAGGUAA